ACAUAUUGAGCAUUCUCUAUGUAAUAAGGCCAUAACUCUUCAACUAACUGGUCUCUUUACUUCCUCUCUCUCUCUCUCUCACUCUCUGGUCUCUACGGACUCUUGUCUUGUCCGAAAUCUAGAUUUUCUCUAAGGGUACAAAUGAGUUAUCUGGGGAUCGGAAUCAGUCCCGGAAACGUGGCCAGCUACCACGGAGGCAAGAUGAAGUUGAUCGACCAGAGGCUUAGGCUCACGGAGGUUCUCUUACGCUGCUCCGUGAGUGUCUUCGCUCUCCUCGCACUUAUUCUGAUGGUUACAGAUACUCAGGUCAAGCGAAUCUUCGUAGUUGAGAAGAGGGCCAAGUACACCGACAUGAAGUCGCUUGUAUUCUUGGUGGUCGCGAAUGGGAUAGCUGCAGCUUAUUCAUCGUUGCAGUCAGUUCGAUGCGUGGCAGGUUCGAUGAAAGGAAGUGUUUUGUUCAGCAAGCCACUUGCUUGGGCCAUUUUCUCCGUUGAUCAGGCUAUGGCUUACAUGAGUGUUGCGGCUAUAGCAGCAGCAUCAGAGUCUGGUGUGAUUGGAAUAAGAGGUGAGGAGAAGCUGCAAUGGAUGAAAGUGUGUAAUAUGUAUUCCAAGUUCUGCUACCAAGGAGCUGGAGUGGUUGCCAGCGCCUCUAUUGCCUCCAUUGCUAUGGUGUUCGUCUCUUGCAUUUCCGCUUUUAGUCUCUUUCGCUUGUACGGUGCAACUCAAAGACGGCUAAACCUCGCCGUGAUGAAGUGAAAACGUACGCACCUUCUUUUAGUAUUCAUGAAAUGUUGUUAAGAAACAUAAAAAAGUGAAAUCUUCCUUGUGUUAAAAUACGAUAAUCUUCUCUCAUUCUGUGUAACAAACUAUAUGUAAAAUUGGACCUAGUGUUUUAUCUGUAUCAAUGUGUUAUCUACUGUGAUUGAACGAAAUACGAACAAAACA
This is a messenger RNA of Brassica rapa (field mustard), 945 nucleotides long. RefSeq names its product CASP-like protein 2B1. The record is from RefSeq and is a predicted model, not a curated record. NCBI's taxonomy places the organism in Eukaryota, Viridiplantae, Streptophyta, Magnoliopsida, Brassicales, Brassicaceae.